AUGUCUUGCGGAAAUGUUGGCAUCUUGGUAUCACUGGCAAUUCUUGUAAGUGGUAGCUUAAGCUUGUCUCCAUCAUGCAAUCGACGUCAUGGGCUUUGUGCUGCUCCCUGGAAGAAAUGGGGUGGAUCUUGCUACCUCAUCACCCAAAAGCCUCUGACGUACGACGACGCCAGUGAAGCCUGCCGUGGACUGGGAGCCAAGAUGGCAGCGCCGCACUCUGACCAGGAAAACGACUUCCUGGCAAGCCUGGCCCAAGGCAGUGCGAUUUGGGUGGCUUGCACCGAUCGCAGGCAGGAGGGUGAGUGGGAGUGUGAAGGGUCUCAAGACGGUCAAGGAAUCUACACCAACUGGAGAGAGGGCGAGCCAAGUAACGGAGGGCAUGAGGACUGUGUCUUUUUACGGCCAAUAGAUCUGAAUAAGUGGAAUGAUGUACCGUGUAAGAUUGCGGUGCGGGCGGUUUGCGAGCGAUCACCUUCUGGAUCCUGCUUCACUACCAACAACGAAGGGCGGCUGGAAGUUGACUCUUGUCUCUAA
Patiria miniata (bat star) is the source of this 534-nucleotide messenger RNA. RefSeq names its product CD209 antigen-like protein E. Lineage: Eukaryota; Metazoa; Echinodermata; Asteroidea; Valvatida; Asterinidae. Bases 1 to 534 code for a protein of 177 amino acids. The record is from RefSeq and is a predicted model, not a curated record. The transcript has a single exon.